AUGCGCACGGGAAUCAAGAGAGGUGUGGCUCAGCACGUACUUGCAUGCUCGAGACGACUGUCGUUGGUCGUCAUGUCGCGUUCGAGCUCCAAGACCAAGCUAAAUUCGUCUGGCUCGCGCUCCAGCCUCAAGGAAAAGGGCAAGAAGAGAGGGGCCGAGGUCGUGGAACCAGACGGAGGAGAGGUAGUAGAGGAGGUGGUGGAGCAGCUGUCGUGGAAGGUGUUAGGGAAGACAGAGACAGCCCAGCUGGCUGGGAUUGACGAUCCUCACCAGAUAGCUGGGAGGCUGGCUGCAGUGUUGGGCCUGGGCCAGUACGAAGAGAGCCUGUCAGAGGCUGCACUUGUCGACUGCUAUGUCGCCACAUACUGAUAUCCAUCUCACACUAUUAAAUGCACACUCUGAACUCACCUCACACUAUUAGUUACUGUAAUUGCACACUCUGAACACUGAAGAUAGUAGAGUUGUUUUUCUUGACUCUACUUCCAAGUUUGCCCGUGAGCAUAAGUUCACAGACGAGCAAACUACAACGCUCAUUAGAAUCACACACACCCUCAUAACCAACCUCAAAGAGCACCACUUUUCACUGGUGGACAAUAUCCAGCAGCUGAGGGACCUGCUAGCUGGAGUGGGCGUGUCUCAGAGGACAGCCGUGCAGUGUCUCACUCCAGAGGCCGCCAGACUAGUCGUAGAGUGCGUAACAACUGGUCUCUUCCAGCACUACCGCCUCUUUCAAUUCCUCUUUGACGAGCAACAGACCGAGCAACUCAUUGAACUCUCAUUGCCUGUUGAGCUGCCACCUCCAAUUUCCACCCACUGUCCCCCACCCCUGGAUGAGGCCAUUCCUCUCCAGCUGUAUGAGAUGUGUCUGGCCCCUCAGCCAGCAGCAGAGGAGCAGGAACAGCCAGCAGAGCCAGAGGAGACUGAAGUGGACCAAGUUUCUUCUGCCCUGGCUAACUUGACUCAGGAGGAAGGUGAAGCACCGAUGAAAGUGUCCUCAGAGGAGCUGAAGGCUGUCAUGGACUCUUUGACCACCGAAACACUUUCUACCUAUCAGACGGAGAUGUUUUCAAAGUUGCAAGAGAAAGAGAAGGCAUUCAUCAGCAGACUCUCAAAACUGGAGCAAUCUCUCACUUAGUUUAAAACAGCUGAAAUAACAGUGUGCAUAAUAAUACAAUGACACAACACUAAAAAAAAAGUGGUGGAUAAUAAAGUCAUUAAUUAAAGUGUACACAUGAGUCCAUCAGUUUUUGACAGUGAGUGGUCUUUUCUUGGACCCAGUGCUCCUGGAGCCCGCAGCCACGUGCCUCUUCCUGGCCGGGAGCUUGCUUGUAGCCGGGGUGGUCUUGGAGAGCGCUGCGUUCUCUUUUGAGUCUGUCAGUAUGACAGUCUUGCACGACACACUGCUGUCCACCGAAGUGGUGGUUGUCUCCAGGCUCUCUACCUCACUGGUGUCCUCCUGAGACAGAUCAAACGAUGGAGGAACCUCACUCUCACCACUCUCCUCUUCCUCCUCCUCGCUAUCACUCUCGGGGAGGGGAGGGAGGGAGACUGUGGGGUGAAAGUCUCUGAGGAGCUCAGAGUCAGGUCUAGUCCGAGCCAGGUCACGUGGAUACACAAAGUCCCUCCUCUGUGGUGUCUUACCUACAGCAGUAGCACAGAGCAAUCAAUACUUAGUCGCGGAAGUUGACACAACAGUCCACAUAUGGAAACUUGAGGGAGAAGACUUCACGAUUGAGUGGCAAACAAGAAUUUGGGCCGGCAGAGUAAACGUUCGCAGAUUGCAUGUUUCACUUGUACAAAUGCUCUCCGCUAACAAAAGUGGCUGAGAAAGCUUUUACACCAGGCUCUGAAAGAAAUGACACGAUUUGCUAGAG
Messenger RNA from Geodia barretti, 1874 nucleotides. The record is from the annotation of a GenBank genome assembly. Lineage: Eukaryota; Metazoa; Porifera; Demospongiae; Tetractinellida; Geodiidae.